Messenger RNA from Xiphophorus maculatus (southern platyfish), 14274 nucleotides. It is a transcript of the gene tnrc18, whose product is annotated as trinucleotide repeat containing 18. The record is from RefSeq and is a predicted model, not a curated record. Bases 461 to 9352 code for a protein of 2963 amino acids. Gene Ontology annotation, molecular function: chromatin binding. The transcript is spliced from 30 exons. Lineage: Eukaryota; Metazoa; Chordata; Actinopteri; Cyprinodontiformes; Poeciliidae.
UUUUUUUUUUCUUUCAAUGCGCCAGGGACGUUGAUUGACAGGCCGCCCAGCCAAUCAGAGAGCGGCUAUUUGAAACGUACUCGGUUUGUGUGGUAGUGAAGGAGGUGGGCGGGGCUUGUGAAACAAUGCUGCGUUUCAUUGCCGAGGAGGACGCGUCAGGGGCUUUCUCUCCCCCCCGAGUGAUCCCCCCAGUUUACCUUCGGACCAGCCUGUAAUGGACUACUCCAGUUUUUCCAGCAGCCUGGAUGAAUUUUGAGAAAGGUUUGCAUUUACUAAAGCUCUCUUCCGCGACAUUUCUCUCCGCAGAAGUCAGCAGUAUGGCUGAGAAGGAGUCCGAAUCGCCUGGGAAACUAAAGACACUGUUAUAGCCAGAAUUGGCUUUUAUUAUUAUUAUUUCUGAUUUUCCGGGACCUAUCCGAACGGACGCAUUUUUCUGCAACAACUUUCCCAUCUGCGGAUAAUGGAUGGCAGAGAUUUCGGUCCUCCUCGAUCCGUCCACGUCCCCCCGCCGCUGUUGGCGGGGCUCGCCAUGGAGCCUCACCGACUCGGAGCAGCGGCGGCGGCCGGGAGGAUCCCUUCCUCGCCCGGCCACUUGGGCGCGAGCCACCCGCCGCCUCUCCACUCCGGGAAAUUUCUCUCAUCGGCCAUUAACCUGCAUUCACACCACAGUGAGGCCUUCCCAACAGGCUCCAGCCCCUUUCUGUCAGGUUACCCAGGCCCGUCCUCGUUGACCUCUGACCCCGCCUACAGGUCGGCCAAUCCCAGCAGUCUGCAGAUGGCACAGCUUUGGGCGUCGCACGCUCACGAAGGCUACCCUCCCCUCCCAAGCAGCCUUUACUCCAGUCCCUACUUGUCUCUGGGCCGCCUGGAGACGUCCUCGCUCUCCCAACAUCCUCUCUAUGAUCCUCACAAAGAUGGAUACUUCCUGACGUCCUCACUGAGCCAAUCACCUCUGCACCCUCCAUCUGCGUCCUUGGCCACUCCUUCCAGCUCCACGCCUCCCCAGAGGACGUCCCGGGAUGGGGUCAGGGACAGGACGUAUCGGACAGAGAGAGAGCGGGACAAGGAGAGGGAGAGGGAGCGGCUGCGCGAAGAGUCACGGCCGCACAGCGUGGUGGAUCUGACGCAGGAGACGCGAGGCGAGGACGACCGCAAGGCGAGCAGAGAUCGGGACCGAGAAAAGGACCAUGAGACGGACAGAGACAGGGAGAGGGACGGUUGGUCCUUCCAUCCUCACCAGCAAAAGUUACACUCCUCCCACCCUUUGGCGGUGGAAACCCGAUCCAGACUGUCGCCUCCACAACCCUCCUUCCCUCUCAGUGAGGGUCGGUUCCUCGGUUCUGAGAAAGACCGAAGGGGUCGGGAAGAGGAGGGCGCUUCUCGACCCCACCACUGCCAGAACUCCAACUCCAACAACUCCACCUCUCUUUCCGAGCGGCAGCGGAGGAACGAGUCUGUGGCCACGGCGGCCGGGACCCUGCACGCCUCCUACGUCCUCCCCCCUCCGUUACAGCAGCCCGGCGCCGGUCUUCCCCACCUCCUCACACCCAGAGAGCAGCGAGUCAGCGCGCCUACGUAUGUGCCUUCUGUGGAGGUUUACGACGAGCGGGUAGGGCCCAUCCAGAUCGCCUCACAGGCCCGGGACAACAAACACAGAGACAGAGAGCUUGAACGAGACAGGGACAGAGACAGGGAGAGCUACAGGUUUCAUGAGAAAAGCCUCAUGGAGCAUCCUCGGCUCUCCCAGUCAAGCGAAACGAACAAUCAAAGAGAGGAAGGUUCCGUCAUUUGCUCCAACGGUUCUCUCAGUAAACGAAGCCAGGACGCAUCUUUCUCCUCAGGCCGAUCCCGCUUCAGUCCAGAAACCAGGGACCUAUCCAAACACUCGCUCAGAGUCGGCAUCGGGUCAGAGUCUAAGUGGAACGCCAUGACCCCGUCGGCCCACUACGCCACCAAUCACAUGGCCGCUUUGGCGGCCCAGCACGGUCACAAUCUCUCCGCUCCCCACAGCCAGCCGUCGCAGACGCAGAAGUCCGGUUCCCCUCACUCGUCGCAUCGACCCAGCAGCUCGCAGUCCUCCCACAGUCACUCGCCACAAACGCAUGGACAUGGGCGCGCGGCCGAGGAUGGCAGCCAGAGGCGCUACCUGGACCAGUCGGGGCUUUUUCGGCCUGCAGCGUCCGCCGGCGGAGAACACCCGGACUCGGCGGAGGUUUCGGCCAUGCAGAGUUUGAUUAAAUACAGCGGGAACUUUGCCGCCGAUGGGCCCACGUCUUCCAGGCACAUCAUCGACGGGAGGGGGCCUUUCGGCGGUCUGGGGAACAUCGUGACGGGUGCCGAGAGGGAAAAAGAAAGGGAGCGGGACAAGGAACGAGCGCUGAGGGUCCCUCCUCAGCUGAAGAGGGAACAGGAGCGGCCGGACAGCGCCCGCUCCUUCAGCAGAGAGGGGGAGGGCGAGGUGCGACACCCUCCUGUCGGGAUCGCCGUUGCUGUGGCACGGCAGAGAGACAGCGGGAGCUCCAGUAAGCAAACCAGCGGAGGCUCCGACACACAGAGACCCCUGCUGCAAACAGCUAUCAAAGACGAGGAUCGAGGGGAAGAGCGCGCUCGCCACCACGAUGACCGACUGCUGGCCGGCCGGCUGGAGCGAGAGCAAGAGAAAGUCAUCAGAGAGUCCAAGAAUCACCCCGAGUUCACUCAGAUGGGCCCCGGCCCGCUGUCCGGCGGCCUGACACCUAGCAUGAUGACGCCCAGCCUCAUGACCCCCAACCUCAUGGUCACAGGAGGGGCUGCUCUCGCAGGGGCAGGGCGGUGGCCUCCCGACCCCUCAACCCUGACCUCUCACCCCUGGAUGCCCCGGCCCGGAGCCCCUCCGGUCUGGCUCUCCGGCUCUCCAUACGGCCUGGGUCCCUCCCCGCUCCACCAGACCCUCCCCCCGGGCUACCCGCCCUCUCUGCCGGGCUCCAUGCCUCCUCCCUACCAGUUUACCAGGGAUCCGCAGUCUGGCCAGCUAAUCGUCAUUUCCACUGAACACCUGCCGCAUUACGCAGGAGGCGACGUGCUGGAGCGCGGAGCCCCGAUGUGGUCGAGCGUGUACGGGCCGAGCAGUUCGCUGCAGCACGCGGCGCAGCUGCAGCUGCUCUCCCAGCAUCAGAUGCUGCGGCAGCAGGAGCUGUUCAUGAUCCAGCAGCACACGGCGCAGGUCCUGGAGCUGCAGAGGAACGCGCAGCUCGUCGAGCGCCUGAAGGCCAGUGAGCACCGCCCAGAGAUCGAAGACAAAGUCGACAAGCGGAACACCGACCCGAAAACCCGACCCUCCUCCAUAUCCUCGCCGUCGCCCUCACCUGUGCUGCAUCCUCGCAAGCCCCCUCCUCCCUCCCGAUCUCCGACGCCGUCCACGUCCUCCCUCACCCCUCUGCCUCCGACCCCCGCCCCGGUGACCACCCUGAAGUCGGAGGAGGGAGGACACAGAGUCCUGUCUCACGCACCGAAGCUCCUGCCUCACCCGACGUCUCCACGCUCGGCCUCUCCGCCCCCGUCCUCGCCGCGGCGGCCCAAACAGGAGGAGGGGGAGGCGGGAGUGAGGGAGCAAAGGAAAAAGUCGACCUCUACACCCUUUGAAGACAUCUAUUCUGAUCUGCCUCCAGGUUACGCUUACCAAUCCAUCACUGUGCCGUUCGGAUCCUUCCCGCCUUAUCACGUCCCGGCAUCGGCAGCUGAAAACCCGGAGGCACAUCGAUCCUGCUCUCCCGCUGCUCCUGAUCCUUUAGCUUCAUCUCACCACGAUUUCAGGGUUUUGGAUGCAGAGAUCAAGCCCCAGCGCCUGGAGCCCCCGAAGGCGGGGUCUUUCCUUAAACGGGAACCCUGCGAGGAGCACCCUCAGCCGGAUCUGAGCCGCACCACCGACCGGGCCACCGAGGACGACGAGGUGGACGGGCAAGCCCCAAAAACUCCCAGUCCUUUGAUUCCACCAGGUGAAAACCAGCGAGAAGUGGGGAAGGAAGAGAAGAACGACGGUGAGAUUAAGGCAGAAACAUCGUCCAACGCCUGUCAGGCGGUGAAGGCCCCGCCCUCUGCUCCUGCAGAAGACGAGCCCAAACCUGAACUUAUCCAGGAAGCAGAGCUGGCACCGUAUCGCCAAUCCAUCUCUGCAGAGUCAGACAGUCAAGAAGCGCCUCAGAUGUGUGUGUCGUUGGACCAGACGGCCGUGUGUGAACAGGUUCCGCCCGACGACGCAUCCGACUCCUACCCUCCUUGCCUGGAGGAAAGUACCCGUGAGCCUCCCAUCCUCGGCUCCCCGCUCCCGCUGCUCAUCCGCUCAGAGGACCCCAUGGGGGGCAUGCUGGCCCUGCUGACGGCCAGCGAGUUGGCCCAAGCCCGGCCCAGAACCCCACCCACUCUGACGCGCGAAGGCCAGGUGGACGAACCCACUUUUGCUUCCGCCUGCAGCAGCGCCGCAGCUCUGGAGAUGGUGGCUCUGGAAGGCAUGGCCCUCCUCAGCCAGAUGGCUCAAAACGAAGCGGAGCUUGUUUUCCACGCACAAGAUCUCACAUUAGACGGUCUGGACUGUCUUCUUGAAGCGAGCAGACACGUUUUACUGGAGGCGAUAGAAAAGCAGUCCCACAUCGAUCUGCCAAGAACUCUGGACCCCGACAAGAAGUACAGCUGGAGGCAGAGGAAGGAAGAGCCGCUGUACAGUAAGGUGGACAUGUUGGACGCCGUCGAGGUGGAAUACCGUGUCCGCCUGGCCGAGUUGCAGAAGACGUACAAGGAGAAGCAAAGGGAGAUGAGCAAACUGCAGCGGCGCAGGGACAAGAGAGAGAGGCAGCAGCAGGAGGACGAGAGGAGGAGUCUGACCAGGCGUGGCAGAGGAAGACCCAGAAAAAGGAAACAUCUGCCCACACCUACCAAACAGGACAGCAGGCCUGGAAAGGUGGGUCGAACAGUGCAAUACUCUGAGGACUCUGAAGCCGGGGAAGGACAGAGAAAGAGGUUCCGACUGUCCAGAGACGACACGGAAACCGGAACUGGAGGAGAGAAGAAGAAGAAGAAAAAGAAGAAGAGCUGGAAUGACCAGGAGUCGUCCAGCGCUCACGUUCUAGAGGCCAUGAAAGCGAAGCGCGGUCACCUGUAUGAGCAGGAGCAGCUGGCCUCCGACCUCGACAGGGCGCUGUCGCUCUCGCAGCUCGGCUCCCUCAGCGGCCCUCGUAAGCUCACCCCCGGCUCCAGGUCAGACAAGUCAAAGGACCGAUGCUCCGAAAGCGGGCUGAAGGAGCGAGGCGCUCACUCCUCCGUCAAAGCCGGGAAGCUCAAGAUGGCCGCCAAAGCUUCAGCUGCCGAGACCGUCCAAAAGGUGAAAGGUCAGAAGAAGUCCAUGUUUUCUCCCGUGAGAUCGGAGAUCAGCAGCUGCUCCAACAAUUCAGACUCAGAGGAGCUUGUCUCUUCUCGAGGGGGCUGGCUUCCUCACUCGGGGACGCGUCCCCACGACGGCUCGUCCAGAAAGAGGCGCUCGGCGGCGUCGCCGACCUCCCUGCUGCCCACCCAGAAAUCGUUGAGGAAGAAACACAAGCACUUAUCCCUGCUGCUGGAGGAGGCGGGCCUCAGCUCCUCCGACGACGACUCCUUCGACCAAGAGACCUCAGAGGAUGAAGAAGAGGACGAGUCGGAUUCGGACGAUGAUGACGGCGACGAGGAUGAUGAUGAUGGUGGCUGUGAGGAGAGCGGACUGGGUCUGCUGGCCAGGUUUGCGGCCAGCGCCCUCCCCGUCAGCCCGCCCCCGUUGAGCCUCCUCCAUGACGGGAAACACUGCAGCAGCAGGCAGAGCAUGCUGGGUUCACCCGAGUGUGAGUGGUCCGAUUCCGGCUCGGACUUGAGGCAGAGGAAGUUCCCCUCCCUCCUGCACGGGCGGCGCUCCGCCCCCGAGCUCCCCCACCUGCCGCCGGCGACCCGCCGAGGCGACCAGCCCAGCCCCACCAAGCGAGACGAAGCACUGCCGGUCAAGCGAAAGCCUCUGACGAAAGCCCGCCCCUCGCCUCGAUCUCCGCGGAGAUUCAGCUUCGACCUCUCCGCCGGCGUCGGGGGCUUCAGCGAGGACGAGGGCUGGAACCGGCGGCGCAGCGAGCGGAUCUUCCUCCACGACGCCAGUCAGAUGUCCGUGUCGACGUCUUCCUCCACCAGUCAGAGCUCCUCGUCCUCCGCCUCCGCUCCGCCUCUCACCCCGAAGCCGUCCUCCAAACCGAAAACCCCUCCAGCAGUAGGAGAGGGAAAAGACAUGAUAAAAAAAAAGAAGCAGAAGGACCCUUCUGUGCCAGUCAGCCCGUCCACUUUGUGCAGUCCGGUCUCUGAUGGGCCAGCGCCUCUAAGCCCGGCACAUAAAAGCCAAUCUAAAGGCAAAACCAAAGCAAGAGAGCCGUCCAGGGGCGCCGUGAGCCGGCUGAUGGAGAGCAUGGCGGCGGACGAAGACUUCGAGCCAAACCAGGACAGCAGCUUCAGCGAAGACGAGCUCCUCCCGCCACGAAACAGCAGCGUCUCCGAGAGGUCGUCCACACCCGCUCCAGUGCAGUGCGUGUUGGAUAAGGACUCCCUGGUGGACGGACUCAGAGUUCUGAUCCCGAUGGACGACCAGCUUCUCUACGCAGGACACGUCAACACCGUACACUCCCCUGACAUUUACAGCGUGGUGGUGGAGGGGGAGCGAGGCAACCGACCGCACAUCUACUGCUUGGAGCAACUGCUGCAGGAAGCUAUAAUCGACGUAAAGCCUCCGUCCGUGCGUUACCUCCCAGAGGGCACCCGGAUCGCCGCCUACUGGAGCCAGCAGUACCGCUGCCUUUACCCAGGAACCGUCGUCAACGGAAGCUCAGACAUCGACGAGAACGACGAUCUGAUCACAGUCGAGUUUGACGACGGCGACACAGGACGCAUCCCGCUCUCCCACAUCAGGCUGCUGCCGCCGGACUACAAGAUCCACUGCGCAGAGCCGUCCCCUGCGCUGCUUGUGGCCGGCCCGUCCAGGAGGAGAGUGCGCAAAUGCAGCAAGGAGGCGGGAGCAAAGCCAGAGGAGACCACACCCAGGAUCAAAGGGAAACCGGGCCGCAAGCCAAAACCCAAACCAGACGCCUCCAUAAAUCAAGAAGGUCGGGAGAAAGCUGAUCCUCUACCCCCCUCCACCCAGUCCGCCGACAGACCUCCAGCUCCAGCAAAACCGGCCCAGGACAGAACCUCCUCUGUCCAGAAAACUGCUCAAGAAAAGCCCCGCCCUGCGUCCCGACCGACCAUGGCCACGCCAGCCAAACCCGACCGGAAGAACUCCGGUGCUUCCUCCGCGAGCAGCCCCACUCUCCCCAGUCCGGUGUCCCGGAAGAGUGGCUUGGCCCAGUCUCCCGUUUCCAAGCCGUCCCGGGUCCUCCCCUCUUCUCUCUAUCCUUCCACGUAUGGGAAGGUUCUGACCGUGGAUCUGUACAGCGAGCCCAAUUUGACCUCUUACACCAACCAGCGGCGAGACAGAGAGAGCAGCAGCUCCAUCAGUCCCACCGCCAGCAGGCCUGUGCCGAGGCAUUCGAUCACCGUUUCCUCCUCUGCACCCAAACCCGCGGCUACGUCCACACCCAGACCCGCCGCCGUCUCCUCAUCCAAAAUGAAAUCGGAUCAUCAGAACAGAUCCGGCCUCGGCUCCGGACUGAUCCCCAGCCCCAUCUCCAGGCUGCCGACUGGCAAACCCAGUUCGUCACUGACCCCCAGACCAUCGUCGGCGUCACUGACACCAGCUGGCACACCCAAACCCAAACUGAAGAUCCCAUCAUCUUCAGACCAGAUGUCCUCCAGACCCAUGUCCAGGCCCAAGCCCAUCUCCGGACAGAGGAAGUCCUUGUCCGCAGAGCCCCUCGUCAAGCUGGACCACGAAGGUGUCACUUCCCCGAAAACCAAAAAGACCAAGGCUUUGAUGUUGCUAGAGGGACGCGACAUCAGGCGUGACCACGCCCCUAUCGCCACUUCCUCGGCCAACCAGAAGCUUCUGAAGGCAAAGACAAGAGGCCCGGAGAGGGCGACCAGUCUGCCUGAGAGGGAGUCUGCCUACAAGACCUCAGUCCUGGCUAAGGACCAGCUGGAGAGUCGGGGAAGUGGAGGUAGAGGACAGGAGGUGGACGCUAGAGAAGAGAAGGCUAAAAAAGAGGAACAAAAGGAGAGGAAGAGGGAGGAGAGGAAGAUGAAGGAGGAGUCUCAGAGUAGCAGCAGCUCCGAGUCGGAGGAAGAAGGGGAAAAUGGGAAGGUGAAGAAGAAGAAGAAAUGCACCUCUAGCUGCUCGUCCUCUUCUUCGUCCUGCUCUGGCUCCUCCUCUUCAUCUUCUUCUUCGUCGUCCUCGUCGUCUUCGUCGUCGACUGAUGACUCGUCCUGCAGCUCAGAUGAGGAGAGGACCCCUACACCGCCGCCUGGACCCCUCCAGAAAACUCCUACACAGGACAAACCUAAAGACAACAUCAAAGAGGAGGAGGUGAAAGAAGAGGUGGAAAUCAAAAUGGAGGAGGAAGAGUUAUCUGCUCACUCAGACUCUCCCUCCCCAUCGAGUCCUCCGGUCUCAGCCACUCCGGCUCCCAGUAAACCGACAAAGCCCGCCACCGGGAAGGGCUCCGGACAGAGGGGCCGUCCGCCGAAACCGAAGCCAAGCGGGGGAGAGGGAAAGGCGGGGAGGCCCAAGAGGAGAGAGGGGGUCCACCUGCCCACGACGAAGGAGCUGGCUAAACGUCAGAGGCUGCCCAGUGUGGAGAACAGACCCAAGAUCUCUGCUUUCCUCCCAGCCAGACAGCUCUGGAAGUGGUUCGGGAAACCCACUCAGAGACGCGGCAUGAAGGGGAAAGCCAAGAAGCUCUUCUACAAGGCCAUCAUGCGUGGCCGAGAGACGAUCCGCAUCGGGGACUGCGCCGUGUUCCUGUCCGCCGGGCGGCCCAACUUGCCUUUCAUCGGCCGCAUUCAGAGCAUGUGGGAGUCCUGGGGCAGCAACAUGGUGGUCCGGGUCAACUGGUUCUACCAUCCAGAGGAGACGAACCCUGGCAAGAAACUCACCGAUAAGAAGAACUGGGAUCAGAUGUGCGGUCAGUCUUUACCAGCGGCUCUGCACUCUUCCAUCCAGAGGAAAGACUUCAUGGAGCGCGCCCUGUACCAGUCGUCUCACAGCGACGAGAACGACGUGCAGACCAUCAGCCACAAGUGUUUGGUGGUGAGCGUGGAGGAGUACGAGCAGAUGGUCCACACCCGCCGCUACGCCGACAGCGAGGACCUCUACUACCUGGCCGGCACCUAUGAACCCACGACCGGAAUGAUCUUCAACACGGACGGCGUUCCGGUCAUCUGCUAGACGAGCUACUGAAAACCAAAUCACGACGCGACCUCAUGGGGAGUUCGGCCCAAUCUGCGGUCUGAUCACUGAUGUUAAUGGGGUUUUUUUUUUUUGUUUUGUUUUGUUUUUUUCUGAAUUGGAACCGUGACUCCAUGAACUGAACCGCUCCCACACCAUGUUAUACUUCAACAAAAAGAGACUGUCGAAGACAGCUCUGACUAUGGAGAUGAGAAACACUACAGACAGUAUUAAAAAAAAGGACCGAUCUCCUGAAGCAUUUGCACACACAGACGUCGUUAUCCCACUCUGUUCAUGGGGGACAAAGGCAUGAAUACUUCCUAUUGCGUGUAAAUAUCUCCCCUGCAGAAACACGUGUGUAUGCUCACACGUGUACAAACACAAUGUAAAUACUUCCCCCUAUGUAAGAGACGCAGGUAUCUAGAGGAAAAUCUAGGUGUUUUAUUUUCGUGUGAUAGAUUUAUGUCAGAGUACUUUUUUUCUGAAGAGGUAAACAGUAAAGAAGCUUUAACGAACUGUGAAUGAUGAAACAGGAGGGGGGCACAUGCCUGUUCGCCCUAGUAUGGGUGGUGGGGUAAAGCUGGUGUGAUGUUGUGAUCAUGAUGUUCCCGUGGUGAUGUUACAGUCCUGUUACAGUCAUAUAAAUGUGUGUACAGAACAGCAGGAGCGACAGACGCAAAGAAAGAAAUGCACAGAGAGAUGAGAGGUAGACUCCUACCAUCGCAAUCCAACAGAAAGCACUUAGAAACACUUAAAAGUCUCGUUUCCUAAUAUUUAUCCCCCGCCGUCCUCCUGACAAUCGGAACUCAGGGCGAAGCGUCCCUGCGCUGUUGAAAUUUGACUCCCUCGUUAACUCAGGCUAAGGAGAGGAAGAGAUGCAUCUUUGAAAGCACUUCUCUUUUUUUUCCUGUUUUCUUUUGGGGGUUUCUCUUUGUACAUGUGUACAAAUCCACACUGAAACACACUAUGAAAGGAAACCAGCUGCAGUCUGAGGAUCUUCUGUCACAUUUGCCCAUUUUACACCCACGUUCAGCAUCGCGUUUCUGCACUUCUAUGAAUCAGUAGGCAUGGGUUGGUAUCAGAAUCUCCUUGUUUAACCUUGAGUAGAUAAAAAAAAAAACAAGGUUUCACUUUAUUUAGCAAAAAAUUGUAAAACACAAUAUAAUCGAUUUUAUUUAAAGCAGAAGUAGCAUUUAUUCCUGCUGUUUCUAAAAUAUUAUAACCUGAGUGAAGUCGGCCCCCCCACCUACUUCAAAUCAGACAAAAUUGGUGUCAAUAGUAUAAUAUAAAUAGUAUAACAUAUGAACUUGUAAUUCUCUGUGACAUUUAUUACUUUGAUUUUAAUACUAAACCAAAAUAUAGAAUGAGCAAUCUCUGAAAUUUAGCUUUUUAAAUAUUCUUGCAUCCCGUUUAGUUAUUUGUAGAGUAGCACAAGUUUAAGAAGCUGAUAUUAGUUGUUUAAUAAGUUGGACUGUUUGGGUCGCUAGCCUGCAGUCUGCUGCUUUACAGCGGCAGCUUGCCAAACGUAGCAUGACUUACAAACUUUCUGUAAGUUUCUCCUCUGCCCUCGAACGUUUUUCUUUUCUUACAUUUUUCACCACAAAAGAGAGAAAUGUAGUCAUAUUCAAUAAAGUUUAUAAAUCCAUCAGUACAUGACACAUUUUAUAGAUAAAUUAGACUUAUGUUUUCAACUAUUUAUUUCUGAUGAGAUCAUUUUCUACCUAAAGCCGAUUAAAAUCUUAGAUUAGAAUAUUAAAUCAAACUAAUAAAAAGCAUUUUAAUACAGAAAUGUGAACAAUGAAAAGUAUUUUUUUAUACCCGCUUGAAGGUUAUUUUCAAAAUGUAGUUUUAACCUGAAAACCGAGCCUCAUCGGAACGCCUAUUCUAAUUUAUUCAAUGAUGUGUACCUGAAUCUCAAAAAUAUGCUCAUUUUAUUUCUCUUUGCAAAUUAUUCAAAAUGUUUGUUAGGAUAAUGAACUGAAAUGAAAUCACAUUUAAAUCUGAAUAUUUGUUGCAACCCCCUCCUACCCCCACCAAAAUUUAAUGUAAUAUUUUGUAUUUUAACACAAAAAUCUAAAAAUGUUGCCUUUUUAAAAAAUUUCUUGUUUAUCAUGAAAUGACCAAAACCAAUAUGGCCUCCAUGGUACUGGUAACCAGCCAAUGCCUACAAGGUGCAGGUGAAUGGAGGAAAAAGGGAUGACCUGAUCUCAAUCUGUGUGUGGGAACAUUGGGAUCAGGAAUCCCAGUCGGUGGGAAUAUUUUUCUUUAAUGGUUAUAAACACUGCAGUCAGUCCAAGAUUCUUCAAGGUCAUGGCGCUGAUUUUCACCGUGCAGCUGUCGAAACUGAUUCGAUCAGCAUAACUCAAUUUUAAACACUCAUUUUCCACAGCCAGGCUUCCUUCAUUCCCUUAUUUUGUCUGCAACCUUCAAGUGCCCUAUGUUUAGUGUUUUCUUUCUCUUUCUUUCCUUUUUUUUAACGAUUCAGCUUCUGCUGGUUUGUGGGAAAGUUUCUCCGCCGUCUCUAAUCGCACGCUUCCCUCCAAACAAUCACCAUUUCCACAUGAGUGCACUUUGAAUAAGGAGACUCUGAGUCUUGUAUUGUGUCUUCCUCAAGUAUUUACUCCCACCGGUCACCCCUCUCUUUACCCAGGUAAAUGGAAAAACAAGUGCAGCCACGUCCAUCGUAACACAUUCUGGUUGCUGGUUCUGUGUUUUAUUUUUCUAUGUGCCUCAUUAAAGUGUAAUUUUUUUUCCCUCCUGUUUUUUUUUUUUUUUUUCAGUAAGACUGUUGAAUGUCAUGCUCAGGAUCGUGAGUGCUAUACGCCGCCUUACUUUCCCAGGCCUUAUAACAAUGUUUUGCCAACAAUGUGUUGUUGUUUUUUUGUCUCCCUUCUUGAUCCACAAUGUCUUCAGGUCCAGAGGAAUAGUCAAUUUUAUCCCAGUCUUUUUCGCCUUCUUUAUUAUACCGUUUUCUAAAGGCUGUCAGAUGUGUCUGUAAAAUAUAUGGCAUUUUACUGUAUAUAGCUGCGUUGCUCCCUCUUUGCCCGGUAAAUCACGGUAUGAUCAACUUUAGUGAAAGUACAACGGUUGAAAUAAUCGAUAUAAAAAUGUAAUAGCAUAAUGUUUUAACCCGUUUAUUUAUAACAUAAGCGAGAACUGGUUCCAGUUAGCAAGAGAGAAGUGCGCCCAUUUCCUUUGCGGCCAGCUGACCGGCAGUGCAUAGAUUGUUCUCCUUUAGUUUCCACAUAACGACUAAAUGUAUUUUUAGUGACUGGAAAUAUUUCCAACCUGCCAAAUAUGCGUUGCAGCCUUAUUUCAGCCAGCUGACUGGCAGUGUUCAGUACUCCCAGUCACACCAGCACUUUUCUUCUAAUAAAAAAAAUAACUUUAACCCAUAGGAACUGGAUGCCAGGAAACGUUAACGGAAUUGAACCGUAACUUUUUAAAGACUUUUGUAAAGCUACCUUGUUACCGUGAACCGACCCAUGCCUCCUCUUUGCUUUUAUCUCUGCCCUUCGGCAGAGUUUGAAGACUGUCUUGUUGAUAUUCAAUAGGUGUUAAUAUUUUCUACUCUUAUCUGGAGACCUUCUGGUUUUGUCCUCUACAUUGGUCUGUUUUUGCCUGCCAUCGCCGGGUGCAGAAUGUUCAGAAGAACCCGUGUGCCGUUGUGGCAUCUUUCUGUUAAAUGAAGCAUUUCAGUGUGCUUUGAUGGAUAAUCCAGACACGACAGCCUCUCCCAGAAAAGGUAUUUUUUUCUUAAAAUGUGCUGCUAAUCUAUUCGUAUUUAAAAUAGUUUCAACCAGGUACAGAGUGACUCUAUUUGCUGUUUUUUUUUUUUUACUAGCUAAAAUAAUUAUCUGCUAAAGUCCCCCAUUUUCCUGAUUAUGCUGCUCUUAUGUCCGUUUGAGCGACAGGCGGUGCGGCUGGAUCGCGGCCGUGGUAUCGGAGUAUUGCGGAUCCACGGGUCGUGCCGCCGUUUGCAGAGUGAACAUGUUUAAAGUGCCCGUUUAUGAAUGUUUGUUUAUCCCUGGAGCUGCUAAAGCACUUUUUUCUGUAUGUCUUGUGUGUGUAAGGAGGUUGAUAAGACAUCACAGUCUUAUCUCUUGAUAACACACACCUACACACCCCGAAAGCCCCUUGUACAGGUGUGUGUUACUGCCUUCCAAUAUUACUUUUCGCCCCCUUAUCUCCAUCCAAAGCCCAGUCUCCGGCCUAAACAGGGUCCGACACUUACACACUUUUACUCUCCACUACGCUUUAUUUUGUUUUGUUCCAUACGUUUUAAGAGCCUGAUUUUUGUAUAUGUUGUCGUUAUUAUGUCUUAGUAAUUUUUUAAAAUCUAAUUAUUAUUUUUGCUGUGCUUUUCUUUUUUAAACGUUUGUUUUGUUGUUCAUUUCCCGCCUUCUUGCUUCCCCUAUCUGAACAAUCAUCCACGCCUCUCAAGCAAUACUGCUGACGGGCACCAGGAGCUAGCUGCUAGAGAGAGAGAGAGAGAGAGAGAAAUGGAAGAGCAAGCAAACAAUAGUAUAUGAGAGAGAGAAAGAGAGAGAGGUGGACUGGAGGCUGGUUCUUCGUCUGCUGUUCCUUCAGUAUCGUUAUUGUCCUGUUACAGAGAAAAGAUUAUUUUGAGAAUAUACACAAAGGAAAAAAAAACAUCUAAGUUUUGUAAAUUAUCCUUCGCUGUCGAGGGAAGAAAACUAUCAGAAUAUACUUUGUCUAAUCUUGUAAAAAUGAAAAAGAAUACAUUUUAGAGAAAUCUGAAGCUACAUAUAUUCUGUCACCCUGUACUAAAUGUGUAAGGAACUGUUUUUGUUUUCCUUGUUUGUUUUUUUACAGACAGCAACCACGUUUAUCAGUGUUUCUUUGAAAUUGUUUUAGUAAGUAAAUAUUUUAUAGUUAAUCAAUAAACAGAUGGAACUGUA